GUGUCGCAGGUGCCGGUGGCCGAGGGUAAGAGCGUGCAGCAGACCGUGGAGCUGCUGGCCCGGCGGCUGGAGGCGCUGGGCGCGGACAAGCAGGGGACGUUCGGCGUGGACUGCGAGACCUAUCACACCGCGGCCGCCCUCGGCACACAGGGGCAGACAGGGAAGCUGAUGUACGUCAUGCACAACACCGAGUACCCCCUGAGCUGCUUCGCCCUCUUUGAGAACGGGCCCUGCCUGGUGGCUGAUGCCAACUUUGACACCCUCAUGGUGAAGCUCAAGGGCUUCUUCCAGAACGCCAAGGCCAACAAGAUCGAGAGCCGCGGCACCCGCUACCAGUACUGCGACUUCCUGGUGAAGCUGGGCACGGUCACCAUGGGCCCCAGCGCCAGGGGCAUAUCUGUGGAGGUGGAAUACUGUCCCUGUGUGAUUGCCAACGACUGCUGGAACCUGCUGAUGGAGUUCAUGCAGAGCUUCAUGGGCAGCCACACGCCCGGGAUCCCGUCGGUGUUCAGCUCCAAGCACGACAGCGCCUACAGCCCUGGGGACACCAUGGUGCAGUACAUGGAGCUCUUCAACAAGAUCCGCAAGCAGCAGCAGGUGCCUGUGGCUGGAAUCAGGUGAACAGAAUUCCCUGGAGCUCCUGGACUGGAUCGGGAAUCCCUCCAGAACGUGGCACAGCAGGCAGCCCCAGGAUUUUUUCCCUUCUUGAUUUUUCCCAUUUCUAUGUUUUCCAAUGCCGUGUGUAAUUCUGGGUGUCCUCCAUGGUUUGGGAUUAUUGGAUCCGUGGCUCUUUGGACAGUGUUUUGUGCAGGGAAUCGCUGUUUAUCCACAGGGAAAAGAGAAAUUCCAGCCAAAAGCAAGGGCAGAGCUUCUGUGACUACAAACAGCUACAGGAGAAAUCUCUUCAAUUUAUAUUUUUUUUAUACGCACAUUGGUGUUUUAUUGUAUUUCAUGCCAAUAAAACACUGGAUUUUGGGAGGAGGA
This is a messenger RNA of Cyanistes caeruleus (blue tit), 984 nucleotides long. Lineage: Eukaryota; Metazoa; Chordata; Aves; Passeriformes; Paridae. The record is from RefSeq and is a predicted model, not a curated record.